UUCCCACUCUGGAGUGUGUGGUGUGUUCUGACAUUGGCACCAACUGUACGGGCAAUCUGGAGACCUGUCACCAUGAACAAGACACCUGUGUCGUCAUUUUAAUUCAUAACACUCUCGGGGGCAAAGCGAUGCAGACAGUGACCAAGGGCUGUGAAUCCAGUGUAGUCUGUCAUGAUUCAAAAACCCACUUGAAUAUGGGGAAUGGGAAAAUCCUUCAAGGAAGUUUGGUUUGUUGUGAUGCAAAUGCUUGUAAAACAGCCAUCCCUACACUACCACCAGCAGAGACUAAGACCAAUGGAGUGCGAUGCCCUGCCUGCUUUUCUGAGACGGGCUCAUGCGAGAAAGAAUUGACGAAUUGUACUGGAGAGGAAUAUUACUGCUUCCACCUGUUUACGCGUUCCUAUGCAAAUGGAGAGCUCUGGGACUCAAUCAUGGAAGGCUGCACCACCAAGGAAACGUGCCACACCAUCAAUGAUGGGCACCUGACCAUCGUGGAACGUGGUAACACUGUGGUUAUAAAUUCCAGAUGUUCAAAGGCUAAAUCAAAGGGGGUUUACUCUUGGGAAUUCCAUCCCCUGAAUUUUGCUGGGUUCCUGUUUCUGAGAGUCUUCCUCUAAAAGACAUUUGCUAUGGGGCUGCCUCAGCUCUGCCACGGAAGGAAAGGACUGAUUUAUUUAGGCUUCCUUCUUGUCCCUACAGUGCCUCAAGGGGCAAUGAACCUCCCUCUUUGCAUUGUGUCUCCGCUUUCUUUGGUAAAAAUAAAUGACAUG
Crotalus tigris (Tiger rattlesnake) is the source of this 770-nucleotide messenger RNA. Its product is annotated as phospholipase A2 inhibitor and Ly6/PLAUR domain-containing protein-like. The transcript is spliced from 4 exons. Gene Ontology annotation, cellular component: extracellular region. The annotation marks the transcript as partial. Gene Ontology annotation, molecular function: phospholipase inhibitor activity. The record is from RefSeq and is a predicted model, not a curated record. NCBI's taxonomy places the organism in Eukaryota, Metazoa, Chordata, Lepidosauria, Squamata, Viperidae.